Molecule: messenger RNA, 1896 nt
Organism: Morus notabilis
Lineage: Eukaryota; Viridiplantae; Streptophyta; Magnoliopsida; Rosales; Moraceae
Product: pentatricopeptide repeat-containing protein At3g53170
Exons: 2
Coding region: 129-1595 (488 amino acids)
Molecular function (GO): protein binding
Source: RefSeq, a predicted model, not a curated record
AAAAUAACAAUAUCCUAUGCUCCCCGCGCAAUUUAUCAUCUCCACCUUUCACACCACUAACCUACGCCUCUCUUCUUCUUCUUCCUCCACCAAUUACCAUUCCCCAACCUUAUCGCAUCACUCCUAAGAUGGAGUAUCGCCUUCUGGAAGCUUCCAAGCCGGGCUUGUCGUUUGGAACUUCCUCAAGCCCCACUACUCGUUUGACAAAAGUCCGCACUGAUCAUUCCCACACCCGAACAACAACCCAAAAAAUUCGGUGCCGCCAUUUGUCGAAGCGGAGCUCCGAAGGUUCUGGAAAGGGCCUUCAGAAAGAUCACAAGAAGGACCUGUCUCGGAUUCUGCGAACCGACGCAGCUAUAAGGAACAUUGAGAGAAAAGCAAACUCCAAAAAGUAUAACAACUUAUGGCCUAAACCUGUUCUUGAGGCACUUGAUCAGGCUAUUCGAAACAACUACUGGGAAACUGCUUUAAAGAUCUUUGAACUACUACGUCUGCAAAAUUGGUACACUCCGAGAUGCCAAACGUACACAAAAUUGCUGGUGACGCUUGGCAAGUGCAAGCAGCCUAAGCAGGCAAGCUUGCUCUUUGAAACCAUGUUGUCUGAUGGGCUUAAACCGACUAUUGAUGUCUACACUGCCCUUGUUAGUGCUUAUGGCCAAAGUGGCCUCUUGGAAGAGGCAUUUUCCACUGUGGAGGAGAUGAAAUCGGUCUCUGAUUGCAAACCAGAUGUGUAUACCUACUCAAUUCUCAUUAACUGCUGCACUAAGUACCACCGUCUUGAUCUCAUUGAUCGUGUUCUUGAGGAGAUGUCGUAUUUGGGGAUCAAAUAUAGCACCGUGACGUACAAUACUCUGAUUCAUGGAUACGGUAAGGCAGAGAUGUUUGAACUGAUGGAGGACUCUCUGAUGAAUAUGAUUGAGAGUGGAAGCUGCCUUCCAGACAUUUUCACGUUGAAUACGUUCAUCGUGGCUUACGGAAAUAGUGGCCAGAUUGAGAAAAUGGAGAAGUGGUAUGAUGAGUUUCAACUGAUGGGAAUAAGGCCUGACGUUAAGACUUUCAACAUCCUGAUAAAAUCGUAUGGGAAGGCAGGGUUAUGCGAUAAGAUGACCUCCGUUAUGGAGUUCAUGGAGAAGAGGUUUUUCACUCCCAAUGUUGUUACUUUCAAUAUAGUCAUCGAGAUAUUCGGGAAAGUGGGAGAUGUUGCAAUGAUGGAUGAGUAUUUCAAGAGAAUUAAGCAUAGAGGAAUGAAGCCUAACUCCAUCACCUAUUGCUCUCUAGUUAAUGCUUAUAGUAAAGCCGGGCUUAUGGAGAAAGUUGAUUCUAUUAUGAGGCAAGUGCAAAAUUCCGAUGUUAUACUAGACACACCCUUUUUCAACUGUGCCAUUAGUGCCUAUGGCCAGGCUGGUGAUGUGAAAAGCAUGCGUCAAUUGUUUUCCGCAAUGAAGGAGAGGAAGUGUUAUCCUGACAGUAUCACCUUCGCCACCAUGAUCCAUGCCUACAAUGCGCUAGGCAUGAUGGAAGCUGCUCAAGAUUUGGAGAGCAAGAUGAUUGCCACAGAUGACGAUUCAGGCCUUUCGAAAUGCCUGCCACAGUAAAACGUUACUAUCUGUGGUCUUAUGACACUGGGGGUCUCUCCAACAGAUGGUGAAUUUGUCACUUCCUGAACUUUCCCAGGCUCCAAGUUGGUUGAAAAGCAACCUCUAAAAAUGGAAAGUCGGGUGAUGGAAACAUCUAUUUCCAUUAUAGUCCAAUGGCAAGUAGUCAUGUGGUACAACUUACAGGGCUUAAAGGUCACCAUUGCAAGUGAUUGAGUGGGACCCAGUUCUUUUACUGUUUGUCACAUGACAGUUCUCUUUUACUGAUACACAUAUGAUGAUGCAUCAACGUUGACUAUGA